Carica papaya (papaya) is the source of this 617-nucleotide messenger RNA. RefSeq names its product signal peptidase complex subunit 3B. The record is from RefSeq and is a predicted model, not a curated record. Gene Ontology annotation, cellular component: signal peptidase complex; membrane. NCBI's taxonomy places the organism in Eukaryota, Viridiplantae, Streptophyta, Magnoliopsida, Brassicales, Caricaceae. Gene Ontology annotation, biological process: protein targeting to ER.
CCUGCUUGCUUUUACUUGUCCAGAGACCCGAAACUGAAGAAGAAAGCCAUAGAAUCAGACACGAAUUCUCGCGGAGCGUAGAGAAGCAAACGCCGGCUUCAUCGGUCACACGGAGAAGAAAGCCAUUAGCUAAAAUGCACUCGUUUGGGUACAGAGCAAACGCCUUGCUCACGUUCGCAGUGACUAUUCUGGCGUUUAUGUGCGCAAUUGCCUCCCUCUCCGACAACCUUAAUUCUCCCUCUCCCUCUGCUGAAAUCCAGAUAUUGAACGUUAAUUGGUUUCAAAAGCAGCCGCAUGGAAACGAUGAGGUCAGCCUAACAUUGAAUAUAACAGCUGACUUGCAGUCGUUGUUUACGUGGAACACGAAGCAGCUUUUCAUAUUUGUCGCAGCUGAGUAUGAAACUCCAAAGAAUUCCAUGAACCAGGUCUCCCUUUGGGAUGCUAUAAUACCUGCAAAAGAGCAUGCGCAGUUCUGGAUUCAAACUUCAAAUAAGUACCGGUUUGUUGAUCAGGGACACAAUCUUCGCGGCAAAGAAUUCAAUUUGACGUUGCAUUGGCACGUAAUGCCCAAGACUGGGAAGAUGUUUGCUGACAAAUUGUCUUGCCCGGCUACCGAU